Molecule: messenger RNA, 3684 nt
Organism: Cherax quadricarinatus
Lineage: Eukaryota; Metazoa; Arthropoda; Malacostraca; Decapoda; Parastacidae
Product: probable RNA-binding protein EIF1AD
Biological process (GO): translational initiation
Cellular component (GO): nucleus
Molecular function (GO): translation initiation factor activity; RNA binding
Source: RefSeq, a predicted model, not a curated record
CCCCUGUUCUCUCUGGGACGGUUAUCCUCAUCUAUUUUGCCGGUCGGGCACUCGACAGGAGGGGCACUUGUUCAUCGGCUUACUUUUAGUCAGCUCCAUUUUUUCCGCUGUGGAAAAUUCUUUAUCGGUCUUUGGUGGGAAGCCGGUUACUGAACUCGGGUGGGGGUGUGGGCGUCCCUCUCUGCUGGGGUUUGACAAGGGGGUCCACCAGAUCUAAUUGGAAACUUCAAGUUUCUAUCUCUAUUUACAAAGGAACUUUUGUUGCUUUUCUGGCUUUUUCUGGCCCGGUGGCCUGGUGGCUAAAGCUCCCGCUUCACACACGGAGGGCCCGGGUUCGAUUCCCGGCGGGUGGAAACAUUUCGACACGUUUCCUUACACCUAUUGUCCUGUUCACCUAGCAGCAAAUAGGUACCUGGGUGUUAGUCGACUGGUGUGGGUCGCAUCCUGGGGGACAAGAUUAAGGACCCCAAUGGAAAUAAGUUAGACAGUCCUCGAUGACGCACUGACUUUCUUGGGCUAUCCUGGGUGGCUAACCCUCCGGGGUUAAAAAUCCGAACGAAAUCUUAUCUUAUCUUGUCCAGCCUUGGGCAACAAAUCUUCCUCGUACCAUCGAGAAGUCGGGCUCGAUACAGCGUAUGCUGUCACUGGCCAUGAUAAACCCAACAACAACAAAGAAAGAAAUUAUGGCUCGGGGAAGUAUAGUCCUUAACAACAAGUGUUGCACGUGUUGUCGUCCUGGUGUUAUGUUGAACACAAGCACUGUUGUUAAUGAUUCUAUCCUCAAGGGCACCUCAGUACACACCAACUUCACAGCUCUUUUUUUUUUUUUCCUCACUACUUCCUACGGAGGAGCUUACAUGAAAGGAAGUUGGUGAUCGCCAGGUUAUAAACAUACUUCACGUUACUGGCAGACAGCUUGUGUAUGUCACCAGCUUAUUCACAUAAGGAAAAAAUGUCUUCUACUACAAAAAAGAAGCAUGUGGAACGUGAGCUGUGCGAGGAUUUUAGCCUUCCAGGUGAGCACCAGUCAAUUGUCAGAGUAGUCAGACCUCGUGGCAAUAACUUGCAUCAGGUAGUAACAGCUGAUGGGGAAGAAUUCUUAGCCUCUAUGCCUCUUAAAUUUCGCAAGCAUGUGUGGAUCAAACGAGGAGAUUUUGUUGUUACGGAACCAAUACCAGAGGGAAACAAAGUCCGUGCAGAGAUUGUUAGAAUUUUGAUGAAAGACCAAAUACAUUAUAUAAUGCAAAAUAACAAAUGGCCUUCUGGAUUUGUUGAACACAGUGAUGAGGAAAAAGAAUCAGCUAUCCUUGAUAGCCUUGAAAGAUUCAAAAUGACUAAGGCUAGUGAAAGUGACACAGAAAGUGAUGAUGACCUCUUAAUGGAAAAUACAAAUAGACAAAUGGUUUAUGUGGAGGAAUCUGACAGUGGUGAUUCUGAUGAUGAUGAGAAUCUUAAUGAUGACAUUAAAUAAUUAGUGCACUUGAACAUUGUUAUGUGCACUCAUAUUUAGUAAGUUUCUAAAUUGUACAAUUUGCUCUAGGGAAAUUUUUUUAAUUGUUCAUAUUUGUUACUACAGUAGAUCCUUGAAUAAUGUGUUCCAAUAACAUGUUUUCAUUAAGAAUAAAAAGGGCACAAUACUGUGAGUGGAACAGUACACAAAUAACCUGCACAUAGGAGACUGAAACUUAUGACAUUUUGGUCCAACUUAUUCCAUUAACUAGUCACUGAAACAACAUCAUAAGUUUGUCUCCUAUUUUUGUAAUGUUUCAUUAAAUUGUAAUUUAAAUUUUGCUACCCAAUUUCUAGUAACAUGGAAGUACAACUAUAUAACAUGUCUUAGGCUUAUACAAUUGUUGGAUAUGUUGGUGAUUAAUAGUAAAAUGUGAAAAUGUCAUUAAAUGAGAAAGUGAAGAGAUUAUCUUACAGCACCUCCAUGAAAAAUAUCUUUCAUUGCUUUUAAUAACCAACAACAAAAACACCUGCCACGCUAUUUUUUUAUUGUACAGUGCUACUGCGCUUUUUUUUUGUUAGUACUUUCUCAAGUACAGUGGAACCUUGAUUUUUGUAUGCCCUAGUUUGUAUGUAAAACUAUAGUUAUUGUCUAUAAAAUGUAUUUUUUGUUAAUAUUUCCCAUAAGAGAUAUUGUCACACAUUUCCACAUCAAGAAACAACAAGUACAGCAUACAAAAUGGAAAAUUUAGCUUUUUUUGACAAAUUAUGAAACUUAAAAAAAACUUUCUUGGAUUUUUCAAAGUAUUAGUAAGUUAUUUUUUUUUUUUUUUUUUUUUUUUUUUGACAUAACAUGCCACUUUCAGGAACAUAACAUCAUGUUAUUUGAGGGUCUGCUAUAUUUUGUUCUCUAUUUAUUUUUGUCCAUAAUAUUUUGUCACAUUCCAAACUACUCUUGUUCAAAUUUUGGCUAUCAACUCAACCAGAGCUGUGGACCCAGUCAUCAGCUGGUAUAUCUGGUAUAAAAGUCAGUCAACCUUGAAUGGAGAUACAAGUGCUUGGAAUUAUUUAGUGAGGUCUUUGUCUUGUAAACCUGUAUUUAUCACUGAUUGCCAAGCAGUCUUAACUUUUUAUAAUCAAAAGCAUUAUUCUUCACCUUUAUUAUAUAAUGCUGAGUGAUAAAUCACAUAGAGAUAAAAUGAUUGUUCAGUCAGAUAUAUAUUGUUGAUUCAAGAACUGAGUGUUAAUGAGUAAACCUUGCAUGCUUGACCAUGAAUUCCAUUUUAUACCACUGAUUUUUGCUCAUAAUUGUAAUGUUAUGCCUAUAUGCUGAUGCAUGAGAGAAUAUGAGAGUUAAGCCAGAUGUAAUGUUAUGCCUGUAUGCUGAUGCAUGAGAGAAUAUGAGUUAAGCCUGAUUAACAUUUAGUUGCCUGAGUGUUCAUGUUAAAAUCUUGAAUAUUUCUUGUGAUAUUAAUUUAUACCUCUGAUAAUCUACUCAAAAUUAUAUCACACCUAUUAUAUGUGCUGGUGCUUUAUAAGAGACACUAAUGAAUGAGAGGUAAAAUUAGUCUUAAACCAAAGAAUCUCCAAGACACAAAAAGAAAAGGUGUUGGUUUAGCCAUGAUUACAUUGGACUACAUGCAGUUAACAUCAAGAGCCUGGCUGAUAAGCCUUACAACCAGAAGACCUGGUCCUGAAUUGGACCACAGUGGUAGUGGCCCUUGGAACCAUCACAAAUCAGGUGUAGUAUGUACUACAUGAGAAAUCACUUGGAGAAAAUCAUGAAACUUAACUCUAUUUCAUCCUCAAAGAUCCUCUUCAACAUAAAAAAAUUCAGAUAUCUUUUACCUGUGUUUUGUGUUUCUGUUCAUGUGGUUUCUCACUUUGCAUCAGGCAGUGUUUACAACACUGAAAACUAAGCGAACGAACAAGUAGGAAGGCAUAUAUGCUUUAGUUAUGUACUUAUGACUGCUAGGUAUUACCUCACAUGAUGUGGUGUAUAAUCAUGUACAUUGUGCUGUAUUUGGAAGAGAAGACAAAUAUAGAUACACUAGGACCCCAACUUGCGAGGUUCCAAGUUAUGGAGUUUUGUACUUAUGACAUAAGUAUUUUGGAAUCAAUUAAUUACUUAACCCUUUCACCGUCGAAAGCCUUGCUCACAAACUUGCUACUGUGUAUGAUAAUCUAUGUAACUGUAUUUGUGUAUGCCUGAAUAAACUUACUUAUUCUUUGAGA